AUGUGGGGAUUCGCUGAUCUUGCUGGGGAGUAUAACCUUAAGCAAGAUACUGAGUAUGUAAUAGCUAUUCGCAGAUUUAUGGAAGCUGUACUCGACUAUACUGGUGCCCCAAAGAUUGAUGUUAUUUCACAUUCAAUGGGAGUAACUCUAUCUAGAGCAGCAAUCAAGGGUGGCAAAUAUUUAUUGAGAGACAUUGGAUACAUCAACUUGAAGCCAAUUAAUAAGUUUGUUAGAACCUACAUUGGAAUCGCAGGAGUAAACUAUGGAGCCUUGUUGUGCACAUAAGCAUUCUACUAUGAUAAUUUCCUUGGCUGCAACAAAUUCAAUGGAUUUUAUCCAGGUGACUUGGACAAGAACAACAAAGUUGUCAACUUUAUUCGAUUCACCGAAGACUUAUAAUGA
This is a messenger RNA of Stylonychia lemnae, 402 nucleotides long. NCBI's taxonomy places the organism in Eukaryota, Ciliophora, Spirotrichea, Sporadotrichida, Oxytrichidae. The record is from the annotation of a GenBank genome assembly.